This is a messenger RNA of Phacochoerus africanus (Common warthog), 2048 nucleotides long. It is a transcript of the gene CMKLR1, whose product is annotated as chemerin chemokine-like receptor 1. Gene Ontology annotation, molecular function: G protein-coupled receptor activity; complement receptor activity. Gene Ontology annotation, cellular component: plasma membrane. Lineage: Eukaryota; Metazoa; Chordata; Mammalia; Artiodactyla; Suidae. The coding region runs from base 527 to 1618 and encodes 363 amino acids. The transcript has 4 exons. Gene Ontology annotation, biological process: positive regulation of macrophage chemotaxis; complement receptor mediated signaling pathway; phospholipase C-activating G protein-coupled receptor signaling pathway. The record is from RefSeq and is a predicted model, not a curated record.
UCUCUCCUCCCUCCAGCUGUUUCUCUGGCAGAGCUCUGGCCCAUUCAGGACGGCAGCCCUGCUGAGCAAAGAGCGCACGGAGCGGGUCUCCCUGGGAGCCUGGGAGAGAUGAGGAUGUUCUGGGGGGCUGUGCUCUGGGGGAUUGGAGGGGGUCUUGAAUGAAUGCAUGAACUGCUUUCUGGGCAAACAGCCACAACCCAAGAACAGUGUGAUUUCAAGAAAGAAGUCGGGGAACACAGGUCUCCUGCACAGCCUCCAGUGUCCUGAAGCCACGAAAGCCUUGGGAAGAUCUGGGUGGAGACCAGCCACAAGCUGGGCAGCUGGGACACAUUUCCUGGACAACUGAGACCUACUCACAGCAGUGCCUCUGAUCACAGCCAGCUCCCAGAGGGAAGGACCAGCCGGCAACUGGUGUCUUGAGGACCCUUCCAUCAGGGACAGGUAUUUCCAGCUGUGUGCUCAGAGACUGAUCAGCCUAAGACCCACGUUGGAGAGCUUUGGCCGUUACAACAGUGAAUAAACAAGAAUGGAUUUUGAGGAUUACAACUCCACCUAUGAGGAUUCGUACACAGAUGAUUUCGACACCAUUGUUGCUUUAGAGGAGUUCUCCCCCCUGGAAGGCAGGGUGGUCAGGAUCUUCCUGGUUGUGGUCUACAGCAUCAUCUGUUUCCUGGGGAUCCUGGGCAAUGGCUUGGUGAUCGUCAUCGCCACCUUCAAGAUGAAGAAGACAGUGAACACCAUCUGGUUCCUCAAUCUGGCCGUGGCAGACUUCCUAUUUAACGUCUUCCUCCCAAUCCACAUUGCCUAUGCCGCCAUGGACUACCACUGGGUGUUCGGGACGGCCAUGUGCAAGAUCAGCAACUUCCUGCUCAUCCACAACAUGUACACCAGCGUCUUCCUGCUGACUGUCAUCAGCUUUGACCGCUGCAUCUCCGUGCUCCUCCCUGUCUGGUCCCAGAACCACCGCAGCAUCCGACUGGCUUACAUGGCUUGCGUGGUGAUCUGGGUCCUGGCUUUCUUCUUGAGUUCCCCAUCCCUCGUCUUCCGGGACACAGCCCAUCUGCAUGGGAAAACAUCCUGCUUUAACAACUUCAGCCUGUCCGCCACCAGCUCUUCCUCAUGGCCCACUCACCCCCAAAUGGACACUGUGGGGUUUGGCCGGCAAAUGGUGGUGACCAUCACCCGCUUCCUAUGUGGCUUCCUAGUCCCAGUGCUCAUCAUCUCAGCCUGCUACUUCACUAUCGUCUAUAAGCUGCGGCGCAACCGCCUGGCCAAGACCAAGAAGCCCUUCAAGAUCAUCGUGACCAUCAUUAUCACCUUCUUCCUCUGCUGGUGCCCCUACCAUACGCUCUACCUCCUGGAGCUCCAUCACAGAGCCAUGCCUGGCUCCGUCUUCAGCUUGGGUGUGCCCCUGGCCACUGCCAUUGCCAUUGCCAACAGCUGCAUGAACCCCAUUCUGUAUGUCUUCAUGGGUCAGGACUUCAAGAAGUUCAAGGUGGCCCUCUUCUCCCGUCUGGUCAAUGCUCUAAGUGAGGACACAGGCCACUCCUCCUACCCGAGCCACAGGAGCUUUACCAAGAUGUCAUCCAUGAAUGAGAGGGAGACCAGCAUGCUCUGAGCCUCACCUGGAAGCCCCCAGUAGAUACUUCCAACCUUGGAGGCACAAAGCCAUGCCUUCUCAAGACCACAGCAAGAAUCUCUUGGGUACCCACAGCCCACUCUAUUUUGCAUGGGGCUGAGCAAUGUUUUGAGCUGGGAAUCCAGUUGGAACCCUUUUCUUCCAGUGGCAUGGUGGACAGAGCAUGCCAUGGUGCUUAGCCUUGGACCAGCAUCUCAUGCUUCUUGGGAGACCAGAUUUGAUUGAUGCAAAGCAAAAAAGAGAUUUCUCAAAAGCACUGCCAUGAAAUGGGAUGGGCUUAAGACAGAAGGAUUAAGCUACCUACUGAGUGCUCCCCAGAAAUGAUACCCACACUUUCCAAGGCCCAUUCCUGAUGUGAGCAGAGCAAGCACAGUGUGAUAUAAAUCAUGCCUUGUCCCAUGUCCCUACA